Molecule: messenger RNA, 7984 nt
Organism: Engraulis encrasicolus (European anchovy)
Lineage: Eukaryota; Metazoa; Chordata; Actinopteri; Clupeiformes; Engraulidae
Gene: abl2
Product: c-abl oncogene 2, non-receptor tyrosine kinase
Exons: 11
Coding region: 424-4149 (1241 amino acids)
Biological process (GO): protein phosphorylation; regulation of apoptotic process
Molecular function (GO): non-membrane spanning protein tyrosine kinase activity; ATP binding; protein binding
Source: RefSeq, a predicted model, not a curated record
CACUGAUUCUGCGGUAAAGAUGGCCGCCUCAGAGGGGGCGCGCAGUGGCCGGAGCCAAACUAGACGACCCUAAAAGGGUUGAUUUUUACUCUGAUUUGCGGACAGAACAGAAACCAGUCUUAACUAGUGUUUCAUCUUAUAGGUGCCUCCGAUCCGUCGCCUAUAGAUUUCACAAAUAGCCUAAUAUUGCUAAUAUAAGUGAGGUGGGUGGGCAGAUAGUGAUAGCUGUCGCGCUAGCAGGCUUGCUAGGGUAGCUAGUAGCAGCUCGUUAGCUAGCAAGGAUAGCUGUCUAGCCCGCACUUCAAGAGGGCUCGAAAAAUACUCCCGUACAGGCCCUUUUCGCUCUUCUGGGGGAUGUAAUCGAAUAGGGCGGUGGGUUGGUUUGAGACGUCCCGAGGAUUGUAACACUUAACUCGGAGAGAAAUGGGACAACAGGUUGGACGGGUGGGCGAGGGGUCUUCUUCUGGGCUGCAACCCCAGCCGUCUCAGUCGCAGCUGCAGCACCCGGGCAAGGCAAGUCGCGCUAGUGGGUCCGGGAGGAGACCCAAAGAAGCGGCCACUAUAGGAACGCCGCCUGGCAGAGCAGUUCCUCCUAACAUGCCGGAUCCAGGAAUCAACAUCUUCACUCAACACUCAGAGGCGCUGCAUCGUCCCUUCGGACUGGACUCCUCGGCCUUGACGGAGGCGGGGCGCUGGAGUUCCAAGGAGAACCUGUUGGGGGCGGCAGAGAGCGACCCCAAUCUCUUCGUUGCACUUUACGACUUUGUCGCCAGCGGCGACAACACGCUAAGCAUCACGAAAGGUGAGAAGCUGCGCGUGCUGGGCUACAACCAGAAUGGCGAGUGGAGCGAGGUGCGCUCCAAGAACGGCCAGGGCUGGGUGCCCAGCAACUACAUCACGCCGGUCAACAGCCUCGAGAAGCACAGCUGGUACCACGGGCCCGUGUCGCGCAGCGCCGCCGAGUACCUGCUCAGCAGCCUCAUCAACGGCAGCUUCCUGGUCCGGGAGAGCGAGAGCAGCCCGGGACAGCUGUCCAUCUCGCUCCGAUAUGAGGGCCGCGUCUACCACUACCGCAUCAACACGGCUUCAGACGGCAAGGUGUACGUGACGUCGGAGAGUCGUUUCAGCACGCUGGCGGAGCUGGUGCACCACCACUCCACGGUGGCGGACGGCCUGGUGACCACGCUGCACUACCCGGCGCCCAAGCGCAACAAGCCCACCGUCUACGGCGUCUCGCCCAUCCACGACAAGUGGGAGAUGGAGCGCACCGACAUCACCAUGAAGCACAAGCUGGGCGGCGGCCAGUACGGCGAGGUCUACGUGGGCGUCUGGAAGAAGUACAACCUGACCGUGGCUGUCAAGACGCUCAAGGAGGACACUAUGGAGGUGGAGGAGUUCCUGAAAGAGGCUGCUGUCAUGAAGGAGGUGAAGCAUCCCAACCUGGUGCAGCUGCUCGGUGUGUGUACUCUGGAGCCUCCGUUCUACAUCGUGACAGAGUACAUGCCUCAUGGCAACCUGCUUGACUACCUGAGGGAGUGUGACCGCGAGGAGGUGACGGCUGUAGUGCUGCUCUACAUGGCCACCCAGAUCUCAUCGGCCAUGGAGUACCUGGAGAAGAAGAACUUCAUACACAGGGACCUGGCUGCGCGUAACUGCCUGGUGGGGGAGAACCACGUUGUGAAGGUGGCUGACUUUGGCCUGAGCCGCCUGAUGACGGGGGACACCUACACGGCCCACGCCGGGGCCAAGUUUCCCAUCAAGUGGACCGCGCCCGAGAGCCUUGCCUACAACACAUUCUCCAUCAAGUCCGAUGUCUGGGCGUUUGGGGUGUUGCUAUGGGAGAUUGCCACCUAUGGGAUGUCCCCGUACCCCGGCAUCGAUCUGUCUCAGGUGUACGACCUGCUGGAGAAGGGCUACCGCAUGGAGCAGCCGGAGGGAUGCCCCCCGAAAGUCUACGAACUCAUGAGGGCCUGUUGGCAGUGGAGCCCUUUGGACCGGCCCUCCUUCGCUGAGACCCAUCAGGCCUUUGAGACCAUGUUCCAUGACUCCAGCAUCUCUGAAGAGGUGGCUGAGGAGCUUUGCAAGACGUCCAGCCACAGCACCUCCUCUCAGUCCUUCGGCCACGACCUCCCGCUGCUGCCCUCCAAGGGCUCGUCGCGCACCUUACGCAAGCACGCCGAAAACAAGGAGAACAUUGAGGGAGGUCUGGACAGCGACGGAGGAGAAAGAGGCGGAGGAGGUCUUGGUCCCGCAGGCCUGAUGGCGUCCCUGCUGGGUGGCGAAGGCCGGUCGGGCAGCUCACCCGCAUUACCAAGGAAACAGCAGCAGCAGCGGGACAAAUCUCCCAGCAGCCUCCUGGACGACGCCUCGUCGUGCGAGAGCAGCACCUUCACGCGGGACCGCAAGGCUGGCUUCUUCAGCUCCUUCAUGAAGAAGAAGAGCUCCUCCUCCUCGCCCACCACCACCUCCUCCUCCUGCUCCUCUUCCUCCUCGCCCUCCCAGCACAACCUGCCCAUGCCCCCCAAGAGGAGCAGCUCCUUCCGGGAGAUGGAGACGCAGCCGCACAAGAAGUAUGAGCCCACGGCCGCUUUCUGCAACCCCCCUCCCCCGCUGCCCGACGGCCUCGGCUUCUCCCCGUCGCACGGAGAGGCCAACCACAUUCAGGCGCGCUGUUGCGGCGCCGCCUUCGGACAGAAGCCCUCGGACAGGCAGCCCUCCGGUGGCCAGGUGGGGAAUAGCAACAGCAGCAGUAGCAGUAGCAGCAGCUGGGGCAGCCUGGCUGGCUUCUUCACCCCGCGGCUCAUCAAGAAAACUCUGGGCCUGCGCUCGGGUAAACCUUCAGGCGGCGGGAGCAGUGGAGGAGGAGGAGAGGAGAAGCCCUUCCCUCGCUCCAACUCCACCUCCUCCAUGUCAGCCGGCCUGCCCGACCUGGAGCGCAUGGCCCUCACGCUGCCCCGCAAGAGCAGCAGUAGCAGCAGCAACCAGAAACCACCGCUGGAGAGGACUGCGUCCACCACCUCGCAGCCCGAGAACGGAGCGCACCACCCCCCCGGCAGGCCGUCCGAGGGGCCCAUCACGCUCCGCAGGCUGGACGAGGGCACCGCGCAGAUCCGCGAGCGCCCGAAAGCCAAGCUGCUGCCCAGGGGAGCGUCGGGAGGGGUUAGGGGCACUGGGGUGGGGGGAGAGGGGGACGGUGGUGGCGUACAGCAGGACUUGGGUUCGCAGGACAGGCAAGGCUGGGCGUCCCCGUCCAAAAGUAGUAGUAGUGGGGGUGUUGGGUCGGGUUCGGUGAGUCUGCACAACCACAAGGUGCCCGUGGUGAUCUCGCCCACCCUGAAGCACGGCAGCAACACUCCUGAUGGAGGGAGCGGGGGCGGGGGGCACAUGGUGGGGGUGGACUCGCAGGGUAACCGCUUCAAACUGCUGUCGGACGGUGAACGAGACAGGCCCUCGCGCCUCGUCAAGCCCAAGUGCGCUCCCCCUCCGCCCCCCACCCUGCGCUCGCUCUCCCAGCCCUACGGCACUGACCUGCAUGACGACCUCUCCCCAGAGGUCAUGAACGGCGGGGCCGAGGUGCCUACCCCCACCAAACGCUCCGGCCGCGUGGGACUAGGCGGAAGCGAGAGAGACAGAGACAGAGACAGGGGGAGGCCGGGCAUACCCCCUCCCCAAAUCCCCCCCUCGCCCUCCUCCACCCCCACCAAACUAGCCAACGGGGCGUCGACCUCCACGCCCCACCAGUCCUCCGUGGCCUCCAAGGUGGCUCUUCGGCGGACACGGCAGCAGGACCGAGGGACGGAGCGCGGAGUGGGGGCGGGGGAGCGCGGCGUGAGCAGGGAUGCUCUGCUGGAGUGUGCUGAGUCUCUGAGUAGCGCUCUGCUGUGCAGCCCCGAGCCCAGCUCCUCCAGCCUUGUGCUGGACGCCGGGCACCAGCUGCUGGACUGCUGCGCGGGCUACGUGGACUGCAUCCCGCACACGCGCAACAAGUUUGCCUUCCGCGAGGCCGUGAGCAAGCUGGAGCUGAACUUGCAGGAGCUGCGCGCCUCUUCCUCCUCUGGGGGGGGAGGGGGUGGGGUGCUGGGGAGUUCGCCGGCGCUGGACAAUUUGCACAGUUGCAUCAAGGAGAUCAGUGACGUGGUGCAGAGGUAGCCACUGUGAACACCCUGAACUCACCCUGAACCACCACCCCACCCAACCCCCCACCUUUACCUCCGCAAACAAAAAUACCCCCCCCCCCCCCCCCCCAACAUCCCCAUCCCUUACCCCCUUGCCUUGCGCCCUUUCCACAUCCUCCUGACUGCCUCUGAAAUGUCAUCUCUCUUCUUCAGUCUCUCAAUAUCUCCAUUUCAAAGUGCGAAACAGACCACCGGGAAAUGACAAAAAUGGGUUUUGUAACGUUUUUUUUCUUUCCGUAAUUUAGGUUUUUGGGGGGACAAAGAGUGCAAAUCUCAAAAGUACCUCAAAUGCAAACAUACGCAUACAGACACAUAGACACAGACACAACAUACACAGUCACAGGGACAACAGUAUACUCAAGAAUGGUGUCUUCUACAUAUUGUUUACAGCUGGGUCCCAGUACACAGCCAUGGGGAACAACGUUCUGAACGCAUGCAUACAUAAGCUCCUCCUACUCUGCAUACCAAACUACACCUACCUGUGAUUGGAGUUGCUCUGACGACCAUCUAUCUGUGACUGACCAAUCAUACACCAGUCCAACGCAUCAGGUCAAAGGUUAUAUCAGUCAGUCAGUCAGUCAGGGUUUUACCUCUAGUGACACUGCAGCAUGACAAGUACAGUACACACUGAUGAAGUGCCACCACAUGUCUCUGACACCUACACUAUAGCGAUAGGGGUUGCUGUUUACGUGACAGACUUUAGCUGUAUCCAAAAUGUUCAAUGGUUCACUACAUACGUCACUAGGUAGGGUACAAGUUGCGUUGUCAUGUACCCUACAUAGCGCACUACGUAGUGAAGGGACUGAACGUUUCGGAUCCAGCCCAACACUUUAGCCAUAAGAAUUUGAUGUCUACAUGAGAUGCUAACACUCUAGCCAUAGGGGUUUGAUGUCUACAUGAGAUGCUAACACUAGCCAUAGGGGUUUUGAUGUUGACAUGACACGCCAACACUACACCUGUAGCGUUAGGGGUUUGCACACACAUCGUUCCACACUGUGCAACACUUACAGCUUUCUCACAUGCAUAUCUCUUGAAAACUGGAUGCCAUCUAACCCAGUGCACAAACUCCACAAGUAUAUCAGUUGGACUGACGUGUACUAUAAAGUACAAGUGCAGUGUGGAUGCAAUCCUCCCCGUCAUCAGGCCCAUCCUACAGAGCCUGUAUUUAGUUGUGUAGUUAGAAGCGUCUUUUGGUUCAAUCUCAAUGUUGGGUUUUUAAUUCAAUUUAAUUUGACCGUUGCUAGUCAACGACUAAUUAUCCAACACAAAUAUCUGUACAUGCACAUGCUCUGCCCCUACCCCUUUAGUUGAAUUGAGCCAUACACAUUUCAUCUCAGCCAUAUCUGGUUGACCCAGACAUUUCAUCUCAAGCGGAGUAUUUGUGGUGCUGUUUGGGUUUUUAAAGAGUCUAUCAUUUCCUGGGAGUAGGCAAUAGAGUUGCGAUGACGUCUAAUCUGAAAGCAUCUCAGCUCACAGAAACAUCCAAUGGCUGCGCUGUUCCUGUGCGUAACCAUCCAAUGGGGAACAGGCUAAGCUGUUCCUGGGUAGAAGCAUUCAGUAGAAAAGGGACUUGUUGUCUCUGUGCAGAAGUUGCCUUUACAUUUGAGCAGUGCUGUGAUCUAUCAGCACUGUUUUUAUGUGCCUGGUUUGCUACUAGACGCAACACUGAUGAGAAUUACAGCAUUUAAUGCCCACCACAAUUCCAGUUUGUUAUGGAAAGAGCGAAGUUGAAAGUUGGAUUUCAGAGGUGCAUUUUUUUAAGUUUUAUUUUAUUAUUUUUGUAUUAUUGUUUUAUACCUGCACAACAAAAUGUGUGGUGUUGGUUUCACUUUAGAAUGUGUUUGUGUAUAAACUUGAAUUUUUAAAUUAUUUUUUAUUAAAAGCACAGACAUCUUUUUUAAAAAUCAUUUCCUGUUUGUUUUGUAAAUAUUGUGCGUUAUAUUUGAUGGAAGUGGCGCUGCCCUUGGGUACUAGGGUAUAUGCAGCUGGACUGAUGAUCAGAGUUGAAAUGCAGAAAUGGACGAGGGAAACCCUCCAUCCCCAUCUCUUUCAUUACACUAUGAAUGUAUGCAGUCCUUUCUCUCUCUCUCUCUCGCUCUCGCUCUCUCUCUCUCUCUCUCUCUCUCUCUCUCUCUCCCUGUUUUAAUUUCUCUCCCUCUCUCUUUAUCUCUCUGGCAAUCUAUUUAUCUAUCUCUUGCUGCCUCUCUCUGUCUCUCAGAUGCAAAUGUUGGAAUGUACGGAGUCUUUUUUUGUUUUUACAUCCCCUGUCCUUUAAUAAGUGUGCAGUUACGCACCCGUUUGAAGUCUUGGCCAUCAGUAUGAGUUCAAUUGAUGGAUGCGUUGACUGCCAUGUUCACUAUAGACUUAAAAGAAAUCGGUUCUCUUCUGUGCCUAAGAGCAUACUGGGUCAACACACACACAUACACACAGGAGUUCUUACUUGCGUCAGGAGCUCAACGUAUGCUGUGUGGCAUCUGCCUUGUCCAGAGCAUGUCUUGAUGAUAGCCCAUUUCAUCACUCUAAGUCAGACUCCUUUUAGUAGACAUAAAGUAUGUUACUUCAUAAUGCAAGAAAAAUGUAGUUUCUCACUGCAAUAUUUUUUAAACAUUCAUGAUAUCAAAUAAUUGACUAACAAAAAAACGCCACAAUUGAAAAUUUGAUUCAGUGAGUCCUCUUGUGAGUGCACAUGUGUCAGUAUUGGCAGCAUGUACACUGGAGAGAUGGGAGAGCAGGCUUUGCUUCUAGACACAUUAUCUUGUAGGCCUUUGUGUAACCCAUCCAUGGAGACAGCUGUAGCGACUUCGACAUUCAGCGUUCCACACGUCCUCAACGCCGCUUUGAAACACCCAAUUACAAUUCAGAUCCUCCAGCGCAGCCAAUGUGUAGAAUGUUGCAUAGCGUCACCAUGGCAUCAUGAACAGACAGCUGCCACCACGUGUCACUCUCUGUCCCUCUUAUCUCAUGAUGGUAAUGCUAGCCAAGGGCCAUAUCCUACUUUAUGUUCGAUGGCGCUUUGGUUCAAGAUUUGAUUUGUUUUGUGCACUAGGUGGAAUGGGCAGACGUGGUUACCUCUCACAAAGAGAGAUGGCCAAUGGAAAAAAAAUCCUUCUCUGUCAUCUCCAAUUGCUAGAGUCAUAUGGCAUCCGGUUGUCCAUAUUCUGUUGUCCAUUCUCCAUGCGAGAGGUAGAGAGCCUGCCAUCAUGUGUUGCAUGUGAUAUAUUAUACCUUGCAGGACGAUGGUCACAGUGUAAUGUCCUGUUACCACAGUCUGGUUACAGUGGCCUGAUGGGUAAUCAUGUCCCAUACCACCGUCUUGUUACAGGGCCUCACAAUGCAUAGUGGUUAUACACACACAUCAGGUACAUGCUUGUCUUGUGCAGCCUUGCUUUUGCCACUACAAUGAGGUUCAUGUUUUUUUUUUCAAGAAAGAAUGGAUAUAUUCAACAUAAUAUGACAAAAAAAUAUAUGGUUAUUAAUGCCUGCUUUUUUUCCUUUGCCUUGUACAACUUAAAAAAUGUCCAUGCAAUUGAAACUGAGGAAUAGACAAACCUGUUCAGGAACAAGUGCAUUAUAAAAUAUGUUCUCUCUUGCUGCCUCCUGCAUCCUCUAUGGAUGUCGUAAGGCCUGUGCUCUGGAUGGCAACAUGCCUGAUGAUCUGCCCCAUUUUAUUAUGCCCCAUUUUACGCGACUACCAUGAUGUUUCUGUGGCUUCUUUUUAGACAUUAAGUCCUAUUUAUUUGAUGCCUUAUUUAUUUUCCAUUUCAUUUUUCUUUUUUCUAACCCUGGAAACUCCUUUAGCUGUCUAAAAA